This is a messenger RNA of Urocitellus parryii (Arctic ground squirrel), 1561 nucleotides long. RefSeq names its product solute carrier family 16 member 11 (gene Slc16a11). Gene Ontology annotation, biological process: transmembrane transport; monocarboxylic acid transport. Gene Ontology annotation, molecular function: monocarboxylic acid transmembrane transporter activity. The record is from RefSeq and is a predicted model, not a curated record. Lineage: Eukaryota; Metazoa; Chordata; Mammalia; Rodentia; Sciuridae.
GCCUGCCCCCGCCCUCGGUACCCCUCCCGCGUCCCAGGUGGCUCAGGCCCCUGUGGUGAUCUCUGUUUACGGAGAGGACCUGUCCAAGUUGGGCUCCAUCUCUGCAGUCGCUCCAUUCCGGGGCCCCGCCCGCCCGGGAAGCGGGGAGAAAACCCGGUCGAGCUUCCCCUCCCCCCACAGCCUAGAGAGGUCGGACGGUGAUGACCCCCGAGCCGCCYGGACCCCCGGACGGGGGCUGGGGCUGGGUGGUGGCGUUUUCGGCCUUCGCGGUGAAUGGGCUCUCCUACGGGCUCUUACGCUCCCUGGGCCUUGCUCUCCCUGACCUCGCCGAGCAUUUUGACCGAAGCGCCCAGGACACUGCGUGGGUCAGCGCCCUGGCCUUGGCCAUGCAGCAAGCAGCCAGCCCAGUGGGCAGCGCUCUGAGCACACGUUGGGGGGCGCGCCCGGUGGUGAUGGUUGGGGGAGUCCUUACUUCGCUGGGUUUCGUCUUAUCGGCUUUCGCCCGAAGUCUGCUGCACCUCUACCUCGGCCUGGGCCUCCUCGCUGGCGCUGGCUGGGCUCUGGUGUUUGCCCCUGCCCUCGGUACCCUCUCCCGUUACUUCUCUCGCCGUCGGGUCUUGGCUGUGGGACUAGCACUCACUGGCAACGGGGUUUCCUCCCUGUUUCUGGCGCCUGCCUUGCAGCUCCUCCUUGACACAUUCGGCUGGAGGGGCGCUCUGCUCCUCCUUGGCGCUGUCACAUUCCACCUCACCCCUUGUGGCGCCCUGCUGCGACCCCUGUCCCUCCCUGGCGACCCCAAGGCUCCACCCCUCAACCCUCUAGCUGCCCUCGGCUUGGGUCUCUUCAAGCAUCGGGCCUUCUCAGUUUUUGCUCUGGGUACAGCUCUGAUUGGGGGUGGGUACUUCGUCCCCUACGUGCACUUGGCCCCACACGCUUUAGACCGAGGCCUGGGGGGAUACGGGGCAGCUCUGGUGGUGUCCGUGGCUGCAAUGGGGGAUUCGGGUGCCCGACUGGUCUGUGGGUGUCUGGCGGACCAGGGCUGGGUGCCCCUUCCGCGGCUGCUGGCACUGUUUGGAGCUCUGACAGGGCUGGGGCUGCUGGCAGUGGGACUGGUGCCGGCGGUGGGGAGCGAAGACGACUGGGGGGGCCCCCUGCUGGCUGCAGCUGGGACCUACGGACUUAGCGCUGGAAGUUAUGCCCCCCUAGUUUUUGGUGUGCUCCCGGGGCUGGUGGGCAUCGGAGGUGUGGUGCAGGCCACUGGGCUGGUGAUGAUGCUGAUGAGCCUCGGGGGACUCCUGGGCCCUCCCCUGUCAGGCUUCCUAAGGGAUGAGACAGGAAACUUCACCGCUUCUUUCCUCGUCUGUGGCUCUUUCAUCCUCUUCGGCAGCUUCAUCUACUUGGGGCUACCUAGGGCCCUCCCCUCCUGUCGUCCAACCUCACCUCCAGCUACCCCUCCCCCUGAGAGAGGGGAGCUGCUUCCGAUGCCCCAGGUUGCCUUGCCACCCCCAGGAGGACCUCCCUCCACUCUGGACACCGAUUGUUGAUCAUUUUCUUGUUUAAA